Molecule: messenger RNA, 1899 nt
Organism: Lizanozyma spartinae
Lineage: Eukaryota; Fungi; Ascomycota; Pichiomycetes; Serinales; Debaryomycetaceae
Gene: EMP70
Product: Emp70p
Exons: 1
Coding region: 1-1899 (632 amino acids)
Biological process (GO): protein localization to membrane; vacuolar transport
Cellular component (GO): endosome; fungal-type vacuole membrane
Source: RefSeq, a predicted model, not a curated record
AUGAUUGGAGUGUUUAUUACGGUACUUGCUUGUAUCAUCAACUAUACCAGUGCAUUCUAUUUGCCUGGUGUCGCACCUACAAAUUAUAAGGAAGGUGAUACUAUUCCAUUGUAUGUUAAUCAUUUGACGCCUUCAUUAGGUCAUUUGGCACUGCUUAAGAAUGAUGCUAAAUCCAAGGCAAUUGUAUAUUCUUAUGAUUACUAUUAUCCCAAAUUCCAUUUUUGUAAGCCUGAAGGUGAACCAAAGAAACAACUGGAAUCUUUAGGUUCAAUUAUAUUUGGUGAUAGAAUCUUCAAUUCUCCCUUUGAAAUUCAAAUGUUACAAGAUAAGUCAUGUGUUUCCUUGUGUACUUCCACUUACACCAAGAGGGAAGGUGUUUUCGUCAACAGAAACAUUAGAGCCAGUUACACUCACAAUUGGAUUGUUGAUGGGUUACCAGCUGCUAGUGUUAUGGCUGAAAUUAAAACUCAAACUAAAUUCUACGGUACUGGGUUCCCUAUUGGUGAGAUUAGUCCUCAAAACUCUGCCCAUUUCUUUAACCAUUUUGAAAUCAAAAUUGAAUAUCAUAAGAGAAGUGAUGGAUUCUUUAGAGUUGUUGGUGUUACCGUAUCUCCUUCUUCUUUGGAUAGAUCUGGCCUUAAAGCCGAUGCUAAACCAGAAGAAAUCUGUAACCCCAAAUUGGAAAAAGUCUCUUUAGGUAAGAAGGAUGAACUGAAAGUCUUGUUCACUUAUUCCGUCAAGUUUGAAGCUUCUGCUACCCCUUGGGCAACAAGAUGGGAUAAAUAUUUACAUGUUUAUGACCCCAAGAUUCAAUGGUUUAGUUUAUUGAACUUCUCCGUUGUUGUUUCUAUUUUGGGCUUCAUCAUUGCUCAUAUCUUUGUCAAGUCUUUAAGAAAUGAUAUCACCAAGUAUAAUGAAGUCAAUUUGGAUGAUGAUAUCUCUGAAGAAUCCGGUUGGAAGUUGGUUCAUGCUGAUGUGUUCAGACCUCCAAAGAAUAGAAUGCUUUUGGCUGUGUUUGUUGGUUCUGGUACUCAAGUGUUUGUCAUGACAUUCUUCACUAUUGCCUUUGCAUUAUUUGGUUUGUUAUCUCCUUCCAACAGAGGUGCCUUGUCAACUUUUAUGUUCAUCGUUUACAUUGCUAGUAGUGUUGUGUCAGCCUUUGUUUCAGGCUAUUUAUACAGAUUCUUGGGUGGUGAUGAUUGGAAAACUAAUAUGGUCUUAUCUCCAUUACUUGUACCUGGUAUUAUGUUCCUUAUCUUUACAUUUUUGAAUUUUGUUUUGGUAAUUGUUCAAUCUUCAGGUGCAAUUCCAUUUGGAACCAUGAUUGCUAUCAUUGUCAUUUGGUUUGUUGUUUCGGUUCCUUUAUCUAUUAUGGGGUCUAUUUGGGCAUCCAAGAAACCUCUUUUAUCAGUGCCAGUCAGAACCAACCAAAUCCCUAGACAAAUUCCCGAACAACCAUGGUACUUGAAAACCCUUCCAGUGAUGUUGAUCAGUGGAGUGUUCCCCUUUGGAUCCAUUGCCGUUGAAAUGUAUUUCAUCUACAAUUCAUUGUGGUUCAACCGGAUCUUCUAUAUGUUUGGGUUCCUUUUCUUCUGCUUCUUGCUUAUGCUUUUGACCACUUCAUUGUUCACUAUCUUGAUGAUCUACUACACUUUAUGCACGGAAAAUUACAAAUGGCAUUGGAAGUCUUUCUUUGUUGGAGGUGGAUGUGCCAUCUACGUAUUUUUACAUUCUUGGUUCUUGGCCAGCCCUAAGAGGUUAGAGUUCUCAUCUAUGUUGAUUUAUGGUGGCUAUUCUUUUGUGAUUUCCAUGUUGGUCUUCCUCUGUUGUGGUGCUACUGGGUUUGUCAGUAGUUUCUUUUUCAUCAGAACAAUCUAUUCUCAAAUUAAGGUUGACUAA